This is a messenger RNA of Bombina bombina (fire-bellied toad), 1912 nucleotides long. RefSeq names its product EGF containing fibulin extracellular matrix protein 1 (gene EFEMP1). The record is from RefSeq and is a predicted model, not a curated record. Bases 175 to 1554 code for a protein of 459 amino acids. The transcript is spliced from 11 exons. Lineage: Eukaryota; Metazoa; Chordata; Amphibia; Anura; Bombinatoridae. Gene Ontology annotation, molecular function: calcium ion binding.
AAAUUCUCCUUUCAAUACAGAUCUCACAUGCCUGAAGUAGCAUAGCAUUGAUUUCCUUACUGAGUUUUCUGCUUCCUAAGAUUUCCUAAAUAGCUGGAAAGUUUUGUUUUCCAAACCUGCCUGCCUUACCUCACCUGCUAUAAGGAAAUAACAUUCAUUACAUUCAUUAUAAGAAUGUGGAGGAUUCUUUGCUUUGCUGCUUUGUUUAAUUUAAUAUCUGCACAAGAGGGCGAGGAAACAAUAACAUACACGCAAUGCACUGAUGGUUAUGAGUGGGACCCACUACGACAACAAUGCAAAGAUAUUGAUGAAUGUGAACUUGUGCCGGAUGCAUGUAAGGGUGGAAUGAAAUGUGUUAACCACUAUGGAGGAUACUUGUGUUUACCAAGAACAGCACAAAUACUAGUGAAUAACGGGCAAGAAGAUACUCCAGUCUCACAGCCAUCUGGAUCUCAACCUACAAAUGGACAAAAUUACUUUGAAGAGACACCCAGUCGUCCUGAUCCUCCAAGAGUGGUUCCAAAUGCACCUCAGCAAAUACAGUGUGCAGCUGGCUUUGAGCCGACUGCACAAAAUAUGUGCCAAGACAUAGAUGAAUGUGCCACAGGAACACACAAUUGUAGACCAGAUCAAGCAUGUACCAACGUAAUGGGAUCUUAUCUUUGUGGUUGCCCAAGGGGUUAUCAGAGAAGAGGAGAACAAUGCAUAGACAUAGAUGAGUGUUCAGUAGCAUCAUUUUGCCAUCAUCGAUGUGUCAACACAUUUGGAUCCUACUACUGCCAGUGCAAUCCUGGUUUUGAACUUGCUGCUAACAAUUAUAGCUGUGUAGAUAUAGAUGAAUGCAGUACAAACAGUCCCUGCCAGCAUCAAUGCUACAAUAGAAUUGGGUCAUUUAUCUGUCAGUGUAACCCAGGAUAUGAACUGAACAGGAACAGAGUGGCUUGUGAUGAUAUUGAUGAAUGCAGGACAUCAAGUUAUCUGUGUCAAUACCAAUGUGUUAAUGAACCAGGGAGAUUUUCCUGUGUAUGUCCUGAAGGAUAUCAACUUAUUGGAACCCGAUCCUGUCAAGAUAUAGAUGAGUGUGAAAGUAACACACAUAAUUGUGGAGAAGAUGAAAUGUGUUGGAAUUAUUAUGGUGGAGCCCGAUGUUACCCUAGAAAUCCUUGCAUAGAACCUUAUGUCCGCAUGUCUGAAAAUCGAUGUGUUUGUCAAGUCACAAAUCCAGCCUGUCGAGAUCAGCCAUACAGUAUUGUAUAUAAAUACAUGAGCAUCCGUUCAAAUAGAGCUGUACCUUCAGAUAUCUUUCAAGUUCAAGCAACAAUGAUCUACAGUAAUACAAUCAAUACAUUUAGGAUUAAAUCUGGAAAUGAAAAUGGAGAUUUUUACUUAAGGCACACCAGUGGAGUUUCUGCAAUGCUUGUUCUGGUAAAUCCACUAACAGGACCAAACGAAUACAUAGUCGAUCUGGAAAUGCUGACUGUUAAUAACUUAAUGAAUUACCGUUCAAGUUCAAUACUAAGGUUAACAUUAAUUGUUGGACCAUAUGCGUUUUAGUGCUUCAUUCAAUAACUCAACACUGGAAUCAGCAAAGUCAUAUAAUAAAGUACAUCACUUUUAUUUAUAGAUUUUCUAUAUUUUAAAAAUAAUGCAUUUGUAAUCUAUGCACACAAGGUAGAAGCACAAACAUAGAACUCUAAAUUAAAUACAUAUUCUUCAAAUAAAUGAAAAAAGAAAUGACCCCUUACAGUCAUAUGUCUAUCAUGUAAAAAUAAAUAUGAUCAAGCACCAAAAAAAGGGUUAAUUCUAUUUCAUUUAAAAAAAAUUAUCAACAUUUUCUAUAUAAAAUUCUCUUCUAAAGUCUGUGAAGAUUUUGUUGAUACCUUGUCUAAUAAACGUUUCUACUGGAAUAGAA